Molecule: messenger RNA, 3025 nt
Organism: Cygnus atratus (black swan)
Lineage: Eukaryota; Metazoa; Chordata; Aves; Anseriformes; Anatidae
Gene: GPRIN2
Product: G protein regulated inducer of neurite outgrowth 2
Exons: 3
Coding region: 374-2188 (604 amino acids)
Biological process (GO): neuron projection development
Cellular component (GO): plasma membrane
Source: RefSeq, a predicted model, not a curated record
CUAGCAAGAAUCAGUGUCGUUCCCACAGGCACUGUUGCCUCACUUUACUGAGAAAGGUAAUGUCUGAAUGGUAAAAAGCAUUUUUUUCCUUUUUUUCCCCCUAGGAGCCAAGUAAACCAUUUCUAUUCCUGUCCUAGCCUGAGGUUCGAGUGGUACAUUGUGCAUUGGAAAUGCUAACCUGAAGCAUUCCUGCCUACUGUUACCCAACUUACAUACAACCAAAACUACAUAAGAUCCAACUGGCUUGCCUCAUGUGAAGCUCGAAAUGGAGGAAAAUAGGCCAGAAAGAAAUGAGGCUCACAACGUGGAGACAAGGAGAGGUGCUUGGGAAGGGACUGAGUACAGCGGCUGAUAAAGAUUCCUCUUUUUUGCCAUGUCAGCUGACAGCCACCAGCUCCACACUCAUUCCCACAAGGACACACUGAGUCCUACUUGUCAUGGUCUCUUGAAUGUCAACAGUCACCCCCUGUCAAAGAGCUCCUCGAGUCUGAUCUGUGCUGGGCAGUCAAGUUUAGAGGAAAGGCAAAGCAACAAACAGGAGCUUAGGAAAAGCCAUAGUAGCACUGUCUGCCAAACCCUGGGAAACGAGAGCGAUGCCAGGAGUGUGCCAAGUCCGAGACGGUCCUUUUCACAGUCUGGGUUGAUGGUACCAGAUGGAUCAGUAGUCCAAACCAUGAGCAAUCUGUCACCUGAUAACAAUUCACAGAGCAGAACUAAGACUGCAAACCAUUUUGUUAUCGUUGAACAGUCCCCAGCAUCUUGGGCAGUGGGUGACACUAAGAUGUGUGUGAAGAGCAGCACUGUUGGGAAUAUUUCUUCAGCCUGCAUUGUACACCAGCGUAGCACAUGCCAAAUGGAAGAACCAGGAGCUGCUCUUCAGAGAAGCCACUCAGACCUAACUUGCAGUUGCAAACAGCAGAAUUGCGUUGCUCACAUAGAAACCAGUGCUACUCGCUCCAGCCUGAGUUCUUCUAGCAGCAGGCAUGGUCCAUCGGUGGCGAGGAUGUCUUUCCAGUCAGAGAGAGAUGCGUCCGAAACAGAUGAAAAUACGUCUCCCUAUCAAAACCUUGGGACUCAUCUUCCAGCAAUACCUACAGACCAAAAAGUACCCACAAAUAGCUUUGACAGCGGUGGUAUUCCACGUAACACAACUGUUUACACAGAUCCUGGAACAUUUCACAGCGCUGUUCUUGGACUCCACAUGCCUGGCAAUGGUUUCUCAAACAGAACCAUGUUCGGUCAAGCCACUGGGAUUAUUCAUGGUGGUCUGACUUAUGGUAAUAUUCCAAACUCUUUAUACUCACCUAUGGUGAUGCCAGUUCAUAACAACUCUGCAGUGCCCUGUAAUAUAAGGCAGGAUUCCUGUCUGAAAGUAGAUGCUACCGUCCCUGCCUAUUGCCAUUCUUUGCCGAUACCAUCUAUACAACUUGUUCCGCGGUUGGUAUGCUCGGUUAGCGAGUCAGGAAAAGAGCAGGCAGCACCUGGCUAUUUUCAUUCCUUUUCUACUUCAGACAUUCUGACGUACCCUAAGCUUGUGUCUUCAGUAAGUGAAUCAGGCCUGGAUGCCAAGAGAGUCCUAAAGUGCUGUAGCAUUCCUGGAGAACAACUGCAGCAUGCUCAGCAGGAGAGAGCUCCUCCAGAAGCACAGGCUGCCUGUGUGGCCUUUAGCAACCAGCAAGGUACAGACAUGGUAAUGAAGACCAAGGAUAUGUGGACUAUGACCUCUGUAAAUGACUUAACCAAAGGACUGAAAGCAGCUCUUGAGCGUAGAGAUGCUGAGGUACAAACUCUUCCCACCAUGGAAUGCAAAUCUGUGGCAACAAGCCCAGCAGCUGCAGCAGAAGGCCACCCACACGUGUUCCCAGAAGUGAACCUGGAGCAGCAAGACUUGGAGGCCCCCAAAUCUCCAGUACGUGAAGUGAGAUGGGAUGAUGAAGGAAUGACGUGGGAAGUGUAUGGGGCAUCUGUGGAUCCAGAGGUCCUUGGUCUAGCUAUUCAAAAACAUCUUGAGAUUCAGAUAGAACAAUUCCAGACAGAGCCCCUUCAGCUGGCUGGGAAAAGAAAGGAGGAUUCUUUCAAUAAGGAGACAUCUUCUGAUAAAAUGGGGAAGAAAAGACCAUUCAGAACAAUGAUGCAUUCCCUGAGAUACCCAAGUUGUUGCACUCGUUCCAGUACUGCAGUGGAGUGAGCAUAGCUGUAGGACAGCCGUGCUUUUUUUUUUAAAAUUGUAAACAAUGCUGGCUCUUAAGUGUUAACACAAGUACAUGUGAACAAUCCACUUUGUAAGUGGGAAAAGUUCCGUGGCCGUCAGAUACACAGCAAAGCAGGGAAAAACUCACGGUUGGGCAAUACAACAGAGGAUGUACGGUUGUCUCCCCGUCAUGUCAUCUGACUGCUUUGACUGUAUUUAAUGUAGCCCUUAUUCUUCCAUGUUGGUUUUACGUAAUAUUGUAAGGAAUAAGACCUUUUCUAAAUGAUGCAUCUUUUUAAAAUGUUGAUUUUUUUUCUGUAUUUUAAUAAUUUAGGGCUAGGAAACAGUUAGAAAAUGAUGCUUUAAUCAAAAUUCUUAGCUUUCCAUCCUGCUCGUUAAGUUUUGGUAGCUACUCUGCUGUUAAUUUACGCUAAUGCUGACUAUAAACCCACUUGAGCUGUAGACAAAAUGAAGAAGUAGUGAAUGCUGUAUUAUAAGUAACUGUAACUUUUGCUACAUGGUUCUGUGAUGUGACUUUGUUAUUACUAGGCUGAACUCAUCCCUUUGCAAACUGAUGUGUAGCUGGAGGAUGCUCCUGCAACUUUCAAAAUAGGUUGUAGUUAUGAUGAAUUACACCCUCAAUACACAGAACUGAUGUUUACCAUCUGAUGCAAAUGUAAAGUAUUACCAAAGAUGACUCGCGUAAUGUGAAUUAUUUAUUGAAUGCUUAUCUCUUGAAGACAUGAAACAAAAGCUGUUCAUAAUAGUCUGUCACACUAUCAUACCCUACAACUCAAAAGCAGUUUUGUUUUUCUUAUAUUAAAAGUAAUUUCC